This is a messenger RNA of Anopheles aquasalis, 1980 nucleotides long. RefSeq names its product kinetochore protein Ndc80 (gene Ndc80). Gene Ontology annotation, cellular component: Ndc80 complex. The record is from RefSeq and is a predicted model, not a curated record. NCBI's taxonomy places the organism in Eukaryota, Metazoa, Arthropoda, Insecta, Diptera, Culicidae. Gene Ontology annotation, biological process: attachment of mitotic spindle microtubules to kinetochore.
CAACAAAGCAAACGGUGAGGCCGCGAAUCAUAAUCGUUUUCCAUAAUGUCCUCCAAGAAAAGAACUCUGCCGCGUCGAACGCAAGAAUUCGAUGUGUCCGUGCCGCAGUCCUCGGUUAAAAAGCCACCAAACCGCGUCAGUCGGAUUGCACAGCCCAUACGCAAAUCGUCCAAACCGAGUGGCCUUUUCGGUGAAAAUCGUCGCUCUCGGUCGAUGGACCGGGGCCUAAACCUGAUCGUGCCCGGUGUUUCCGUCCCGACGACCGCCACGAAGAAAUCGAUCAAUCCGCGCAGCAGCAGCGCUACACCCCAGCUGCGUACUCCGCUGCGCAGCGUAGGCCUCUACGCCAACAGUGGCAACACGGACAUCGCCCCGUCGACGGUGGAACGCGAACGUUUUACCACUGAAGGGCACAAAGUGUUCGUGUAUCUGGCACAGGCAGAAAUACCCGAGCUGGCGAAGGAUUUUAUCGAGCGUGGAACCCUCCGGUCGAUGUCGAUGAAACAGUUUCUCAUCAUCGUGGCCCAUCUGUUGCGCCAGAUUGGCGGUAGCCGGUACAAGAUAGGGUCCAACUUUAUCGAGGACAUUAUGCGUGCCGUUACCGAGCUGCAGUGUCCGUUUACGGUCAACAAGUCCAUGCUGAAAACACCGAGCGCACCGCACUCGCUGGGACCGAUCACGCUGAUGCUAACGUGGCUUAUUCAGCUGGCACCGAAUCCACCCGGUGCCAGCGAAACCGAGUGGGCCCCGACGUACCUGCAGGCGGAAGAGUUCCCGACGGCCGACUUUACGCGCUUCUUCUUUCAAUCCGCCAUCGACAGCUUCCACCUGUGGAAUCUGAAGCGCGAAGAAGAGUUCGGAGCCAAGGUGGACGCAAUGGUCGAUCAGCUGGUGGCAUGCCGAACGGAUGGGCUCACGGUGUCCCAGGUACUACAGCGAACCGAACAGAUAAAGCAGCAGCUCGAUGCAUUCGGAACCGACCAGGUCACGGGGCUGACACGCGACCACAGCUUCGAUGGAGUGCAGCGUGAGGUAGCCGAACGGCAGCGUGAACAGCAACGGCUCGCGGAAGAGGUGAAGCAGCUUACCAAGGAGCUCGGCAAGUGCGAACAACAGUAUCAUCGGCGCCAAAAGGAGUACUACGAGUGCGAGAAUGCUAUCCGUCGACUAGAGCAACAGCUGGCCAGUCAGCAGCUGACGGUCGAGGAACGCGAUGAAAUCCAUCGUUCGAUGGCGCACACCAAGAACCUCAUCACGGCGAAGCAGAAUGCAGUGAUGCGCUUACAGGAAACGUCCUCUGACUUACAGAUUCAGCUGUCGCAUCUCAUCAAACACAAAAUCAAUGGCCUGUCCGAGCUGAACACACAGCUACACAACUGGGCCAACGCACUUCGGCCCGACAUCCAGUUUCAGCCGUUCGACAUCAACCAUCUGCUCGAGAGUCAACCCGCGGAACUGGCACAGGCACUGACCGCGGUCGAGCGGCAGCUGAGCAUCGUGUUCCAGCAGUGCCGUGAUCUGUACCGUAAGCUUAGCGAGGAAAAGAGCCUACUCGAGAGUAAACUGGCCGAUGCUCAGCUCAUUCUGCAUCCACUGGAGGCAAGGGUUACUGAGCUCAAAAAACGAUUGGAGAAGCUUCAGAAAGAGCGAGACCAACUCACCCACGCACUAGGCGAACUGGCUUCACGAUCUAACGCCGCCGAAGCAAAGCUCGAACAGGAACAGGAACUGAGGCGUGCAAUCGACAGCAUGAAGGAUGAGCUAGAGCGGAACAAGAAAGCGAUCGUAAAGCUGGACCACGACAGACAGCAAGUAAUGCGCGACUGCCUGGAGCGGUGUCGUAUGGCACAGGAGAAGAAAGAACGCAAAUUGACCGCCUUCCGGGAGUACGUAGAGUCCUGUGAAGCCAUCAUGGGAAAGAUUGUCGAUACCCUUGGUGUUGGUCCCGUACAGCAGUAAUCCAGCGAUACAGAUCAGUUA